Saccostrea cuccullata (small rock oyster) is the source of this 2772-nucleotide messenger RNA. Its product is annotated as calcium uptake protein 3, mitochondrial-like. The record is from RefSeq and is a predicted model, not a curated record. The transcript has 12 exons. Gene Ontology annotation, biological process: calcium import into the mitochondrion; mitochondrial calcium ion homeostasis. Lineage: Eukaryota; Metazoa; Mollusca; Bivalvia; Ostreida; Ostreidae. Gene Ontology annotation, cellular component: uniplex complex. Gene Ontology annotation, molecular function: calcium ion binding. Bases 135 to 1469 code for a protein of 444 amino acids.
CAAUUAAAGUUAAUAUCCAUGAUAUAUGAAUAAAAGUUGCCGGAGUAAAAGAUUCCACAUCCACUCGGUUCCUAUUGUAAUUACACACUGGCUGGAAUCUUUCGAGUUGAGAGGCGCAUGCGUGAUCAUUAAACAUGGCGUCCACCUUUAGCAGAAAUAUUUUUAGGCUUAGCAGAAGUUUUACUCAAAAAAGAACAUUUUCAAAUAGUGGCUCAUUUUCAAAAAGUUUUAAAUACAGAUCUUCUAUUGCUGGUUUAUCAACUGCGUGUAUUUUAUCGUUGAGUGCAUUUUACGUGAACCGAAAUGGGAUAUUACAUGUUGUUUAUGCUGAAGGAGGGGAGGAGGGGAGAGGGAAGCAUUCCCCUACGUACAGGGAGCUGAGGUUUUUACAGUUUGCCUCUGUGGAAUACAAAGGAAUCACAUACAUGACACCACAAGACUUCCUGGAGUCUGUAACAGAGGAAAUGCCACGACCAAGGAUAGGAAGAGCCACCUUAACAGAGGGUGAAGUUGAGAGUUGGUUGAAGCGUACCCCUAACAGACGUUAUGGCAGUACCAAGCUAUUUCGCAAUCUUCAUGACAAAGGUCUCAUCUCCUAUACUGAGUACUUGUUCCUGCUAUGUGUCCUUACAAAGUCCAAGUCAGGUUUCCGGAUAGCUUUUAAUAUGUUUGAUACUGAUGGAAACCAGAUUGUGGAUAAGAAAGAAUUCCUAGUGUUGGAAACCUUCUUCACUCUUCCCCCUCAGGAAAGAAAAUUUGUCCCCAGAGAGCAGACAAAAUUACAAGCCUUACUUGAUCUUGAAAAAGUUUUCAGUAAGAAAGAAGAUGAACCCAAAAGUGACAACCCAGUUAGCAAGUCCGUGGAACCAGUUCAGGACACUACACUUAUGGUCCACUUUUUCGGUUCCAAAGGAAAGGAUGUCCUUAAAUACGAAGAUUUCCACAGAUUUAUGGAGAAUCUUCAGUCUGAGGUCAUAGAAUUGGAGUUCCUGGAAUUCUCUAAGGGUCUGGCCACAAUAUCAGAAGAAGACUUCGCUCGGAUUCUGUUACGCUACACCAUGUUAGACAGAUCAGACAUAGAGCAGUGUAUCACUCGCGUCAAGACGAAGGUCCCAAGUGAAAAGGGCAUUACCUUUGAGGAUUUUAGGAAAUUCUGUGAAUUUUUGAACUCCCUAGAUGACUUCACAAUAGCAAUGAAGAUGUACACAUAUGCAGACCAAGCUGUUUCCAAAGAGGAUUUCCAGCGGGCGGUGUUUGUGUGUACGGGUUCUAACCUGAGUCCCCACCUGGUUGACACCGUGUUUAACAUCUUUGAUGCUGACGGAGAUGGACAUCUCAGUUACAUGGAGUUUAUCUCGAUCAUGAAGGAUCGCCUACACAGGGGAUCCAGGUCCCAUCUAAUGCACACCCAAGACAAGUGGUCAGCAUUCAAAUCCUGUGUGAAGAAUGAAAUGAAGACAUACAGUUAAGAUAGAGAGAAGAUAAAAAAAACAAAUGUUGGGUAUCUGUGAAGUAGAAAAACAGACUAUUCUGUGAAAUAUAAGAACAGACUGUGUAUUGCAUCACUUUUCCUUCUUGAGCCUGCACCAAAUGUGAAGAAAUGCCAUGUUUAUCAAGUUCCUUAUUUCAUUGUUACAUAUCAAAAUCAGUGCAUUAUAGGCCUAGUAGAUUCCCAAGUCUUUAAUAACUUAAUUCAGUUUGUUUAUCUUUUAAUUUAUUUUUCUCUUCAGAUUUAGGAUUAAGUAAAAGACAAAUUUUAUGAUUCAAAUCUGUCAUAGAUUGAAAUGGACUUAUUAGUGUACAUUGUUAUACAGUAACACAGUGUCCUGAAACACGGGGAUUUUUAUUUUUGUUUUCCAAAAGAAUCAUGAAAAGCUAUCAAAUGCAUAAGAACUUUGUAGAUUUCUGUAAAGUGAUUCUCGUUAAGUGUGUGGAUGCAUAUCUUUACCACUAGAUUUUCAAAAUUGUCAUUACUGCUACACACUCAUUACCGCUACAUUUCAAAGUAAACAUUACAGCUACAUCGACUCUUUCGUUAGCCAGCAGCCUAUGCUUGUAGAUGAUGAAAAUUACAACUUAUACAUGCAUAAGACCUAUACCCCCUGCUAUCCACAGGAGGUGAAAGAAAGACUGAGCAGGAUGUUUUUUUUUUCCUCAAUUUUUAUUUAAAAUCAUAUUUUUCAUAAAAUCUUUCAAAAGUUUUAAAUCUAAACAUUGUUCCUAGAUAAAACAAACAGUUUCAACAUAAUUGGUAGAGCUUUGACGGUCAUUUGCAUGAGGAACUGUUGUCUGGAAAUCUCUAAUAAUGAAUCCUUAUGAAUUGAACUUAUAUUCAGUGGCAUUGCUGACUGAUUUGAUAUGUAGCAGUUAUGUCUUGUAAUUGGCAAUAUAGUCUUAUUGAUAAAAUGUAGCAGAAAUGAUCACCCGAAAUUUCGAAGAAAUGUAGUGGUAACAGGUUAAAAUUUUUCGCAAUAUAGCAGUAAUGUUGACCUCCUAAGUGUGUGUAUAGAAAGUCACUGCCCUGUUUCUCUGUGAUAAUGUUUCUACUUUUUCCUUUCCAGUGAGGGAGACAUGUUUUGUUGAGUUUAGAAUGAUUUAUUAUCACUGUUUGAUUGUGUAUAACUUGAGGGCCUGAGAUUGUCCCCCUUACCAAAUUGUUCACUUUGAUGCAUAUUUCUUUUGUCCUACAAAUAUUUAUUUCUCAAGCGAAUAAUUUUGCUCUAUUUAUAUAUUGUUAAUUUAUUCAAUAAAUUCUCCAUAUUAUGAAAAACA